AUGGCGCCGCACCGCAAAGCUCGCGCCAGCCAGCCUCAGCAGCCGCCGCCCUCGGACUACGAGACAGAUGUCAUACCUUCGGUCGACGUGCCCCUCCCCCCGCCGCGUUCCAACGAAGAGCUCAACUUGUCGGUCCUCCGCCGCCAGUAUCCUGCCCUUACGUCAAUUGAGCAUGUCACCCCCUAUGCUGCUCUCUACACUUUCAACCUCGAGACGCAGCAGUGGGAGAAGAUGGGCGUUGAGGGCACCCUCUUUAUCUGCCAGCUGACACCCUCGCCCUUGGGCGCCGAGCGCUACUGCGCCAUCAUCCUCAACCGCAGAGGACUCGACAACUUCUACGAGGAGCUCACCAGCAGCGAUGAAAUGGAGAUCUCGGAUCCCUAUGUCAUCAUUCAGGGCGAGCAAGUGUACGGCAUCUGGAUCUUUGCCGAUCCACCGCCCUCGUCGACGGCAAACUGCCGCCAGGAAACGGCCGCUAAGAUGAUGGCCGUCGCCGACAGGGCCAAAGCAAGCCGUGCCGCUCUCCACGGCUCACCAGACGCUGUCUCUUCCACCCCCAUGGGCCGCCAGCUGUCGUUGAGAGAGCUCUUUGGCCAGCAGCGUGAGCAAGAUGCCGACUUUAGCCUGCACCACCACGAUAGUCACCCAAUGCCCAGCAUGCACCAUCCACCACAGCAGCACCAGCAUCAGCAGCAGCCAUACAUGACCCAUGCCAGCCCUGCACAACCAGACGUGUUAGGCCAGCUGUUCAUGCGCGCAAAGCAGAACCACAAUGGCUUAGGAUGA
Molecule: messenger RNA, 786 nt
Organism: Bipolaris victoriae FI3
Lineage: Eukaryota; Fungi; Ascomycota; Dothideomycetes; Pleosporales; Pleosporaceae
Exons: 1
Coding region: 1-786 (261 amino acids)
Biological process (GO): deadenylation-independent decapping of nuclear-transcribed mRNA; deadenylation-dependent decapping of nuclear-transcribed mRNA; positive regulation of catalytic activity
Cellular component (GO): P-body
Molecular function (GO): enzyme activator activity; mRNA binding
Source: RefSeq, a predicted model, not a curated record